Messenger RNA from Eleginops maclovinus (Patagonian blennie), 4882 nucleotides. RefSeq names its product monocyte to macrophage differentiation factor 2-like. Gene Ontology annotation, cellular component: membrane. Lineage: Eukaryota; Metazoa; Chordata; Actinopteri; Perciformes; Eleginopidae. Gene Ontology annotation, molecular function: pore-forming activity. The record is from RefSeq and is a predicted model, not a curated record. The transcript is spliced from 7 exons. Bases 986 to 1693 code for a protein of 235 amino acids.
UUAUUAUUUCAAUAUUUGUUGUUGUUGUUGUUGUUGUUGUUGUAGCGGACUUUGGGGUCACAUAUCACCAUUCUCUGAUGUUAAACUUUAGCAUCAACUGGUGGGUCCUUUCUCUGGUGUUUUACCAUCACUCUGACACUUUUACAUAUUAACAGUGUCAGUGUGUUGCUAUGGAAACUUAGAAUAUUAGGAGUACGUUUGCAAACGGUUUUCUUGUUGAGUUCCUUUAGCUGGUAACAGCUGGUAACUCACAAUUUAUCACCAACCAGACUCAAACUCCGUGCCUGCAUUGCCACCUAGAGGUAGCACCAUGAACUGAAAGAGCACGAACAAUUCGCUAAGACAUUUCCUCAGCCCCAUGAAUCAGUCCGUCAGAAAAUGAUGUGGCAGCCCUCAGUGAUGAAAAACAACCUCCUCACCGAGUCGUGAUGAGGUGAACCGGCGGCUGGGGGGAGGCAGAGAGAAAGCGAGAGACAGAGAGAGAAACACCGAUACAGUGAGAGAGAGUGAGUGAGAGAGAGAGAGAGAGAGAAAGAGAGAGAAAGAGAGAGAGAGAGAGAGAGAGAGAGAGAGAGAGAGAGAGAGAGAGAGAGAGAGAGAGAGAGAGAGAGAGAGAGAGAGAGAGAGAGAGAGAGAGAGAGAGAGAGAGAGAGAGAGAGAGAGAGACCACCAACAUCUACGCCACCAUCGUGUGCAGGGAAAGCGGCUGUCCCCCUUUAGAGACCAUCCAUCCCCGACGCCCACACUUCCGGGAGCCUCUGGAGGCAGCUGGGUCAGGAUGCGUCUGUCCCCUCUCGGUGCUGCUGCUUGAGAUGAAGACAAGACGUCGACGUGUUCCAGGGUGAAACGGCGUUACAUCACGUUACAUUAGAAGCUACACGUUACAAUCCGAGCACAACUGAUCACACCGCGGCGGGUGUUCGGGGUCCAGGCUUUAGCCAUAUACUGUCUGUCUGCUGUCAACUGUUGCUGAUUUCCACUGUAAAUGAAUCUUAUCAGGUUUAUGAACAACCGUGUUCCUCCCAACAAGAGAUAUCAGCCCACAGAAUAUGAGCAUGCUGCCAACUGUGCCACGCAUGCGUUAUGGAUAAUCCCCAGCCUGCUGGGCAGCUCAUUGUUGCACUUCCAGUCAGAGGACCAAUGGGAGCGGCUGUCGGCCUGGGUCUAUGGGGCGGGGCUCAGCUCCCUCUUCAUCAUCUCCACCCUGUUCCACACCGUGGCCUGGAAGAAGAGCCAUCUAAGGUCUGUGGAGCACUGUUUCCACAUGUGUGACAGGAUGGUGAUCUAUUUCUUCAUUGCUGCCUCCUACGCCCCUUGGUUGAACCUGCGGGAGCUGGGUCCCUGGGGGUGUCACAUGCGCUGGCUGGUGUGGGUCAUGGCGUCUUUUGGAACCACCUAUGUCUUCUUCUUUCAUGAGAGGUAUAAGAUCACAGAGCUUAUCUGCUAUAUGGUGAUGGGAGUUUUUCCGGCCCUGGUCAUCCUCUCAAUGCCAGAGCAGUCGGGGCUGUACGAGCUGCUGGCGGGCGGAGCCUGCUACUGUCUGGGGAUGGUCUUUUUUAAAAGUGAUGGCAUUGUCCCAUUUGCUCAUGCCAUUUGGCACUUGUUCGUAGCUAUGGGAGCUUCCAUACACUACUACGCCAUCUGGAAGUACCUCUACGCCCAGCCGCCAAAUCAGGUCCAGACCUCCAGAUGACAUCAGCGCUGACCUCACAGGAAGUAGCUCCUGUGUUGGAGCAACUUUAAGAGGGUGAUACAUGCAGUGUCCCAUUUCAGUGGAUACCUCCUUUGAAAAACAAGUGGGCAAAACUUUUUCACCAAACAAGAGAGUCAAGCACCACAGUUUCAAAAACUGAAGGUGAAUUUAGGUAAUCGUCAAAGUAAAGUAAAGAAACAUGUUUAACACCAGGAUGUUGAACUCAAUUGGCCAGAAAAUGUAUGUACUUUACAUAAUAAUUUUAAGGAAAAAAUGUAGUGUGUGGCAUGUUCACCUGCUAACAGUAUACUAGAGUAAUGUUCAAUGUUACCAAAUGACUUUAAUUAAUCUAGUUAAUAACUGCCUGCCAUUAUUAACAUCAUUUAUGAGUUGAUGAAAACAUCUGAACGCACCAUGAAGCAAUGGAUGGCAUGCAAUGGACUGUAGGAUACUGUAAUGGAUAAUGGAAGUUAUUCACCAGGUUUUUUUACCCAAAGGACGAAGGGUGCAUUUGGAGGAGACUUUGCAUCGAGGUAGCCUUUCAGUCUGUUGCUAAAACAGUUCAAAGGAGGCAACCCGUGAACUGGGACACAGCUUUUGUUUUUGUUCAAAUCAAACUAAACCAACUUUAGUUAAAUAUUAAGUUAUUUUUGCAGCAACUUUGGUUUCAUUCCAAUGAUCAGGGGUUAAAUUACUAUUGUAAGUGGUGCAUAUUCAGAUACAGAUGCUGAAUUGAUGACAUUGUCUUAUUUUCAAGAGGAGGACAAUAUUUACAAUGAGCUGACUCGACUAUCAUAAUUAUCUUCUGGACAUUAUUUAAAGUACCAUUAACAGGUUUUGGUUCAAUUAACUUUGGAACAUCAAUAAUUUACUAUUCCAAUUCAGAACCCUAGAUAGUAUUGUUACUGUUAUAUAGUUCGUAGUUGUGCUAUACACUGUAGUACAUUUACUAUAUGGGUUAACAGCAGUUGCUUCAGUCAGUGAUUUACUGUGAUUUCUAAAUCAAGCAUGACUGUGGAAUUAUUAUUAUUAUUAUUAUUAUUAUUAUUAUUAAUAUUAUUAUUAUUAUUAUUAUUAUUAUUAUUAUUAUUAAUAUCAUUAUUGUUAUUAUUAUUUAUGUUGAACAUGCAUUUAUGGUUUGAGUCUUGGUGACUUAAAUUGUGUGCUUCUACCAAAACUAAGUUCUACACAGUAGAUUUUCAACCAUAAUACCUGAAUUAUAAUAAUUUACUGUCGUUGAUUAGGGUUAGUGAGUUAAGGUAUCAUCAGUACAAUUUAUAAAGUAUAUAUUUAUCAAUGACGUACAGUAUAUGUUAACUUCAUUUAUAUUUUCUUCUUAUGUACUAAAAAGUAUCAGUUGAUUAUCUCCAUCAUAUUGAACUUAAUGAAUGGGACCAAUUGUUAGAGUUUGUCAAAGCUACACGGUUGAACCUCAGAAAGGAAAACCACUGUCUGAUCACACUGCCAGAAGACUUACUGCCGUACCUGAUAGCACACUACUACCAUAAACGUCUCACACUUGAAAGGAAACUGAAGCUAUAGUAUUGUUGAACAAUCUGGCCCAAUAUUAAGGCAUCUCAGGUGUGUGUCUGUAUGCGCUUGUGUGCGUGAGAGUGUAUGAGUGUGUCUUUGUAUGUAUCCUAUAAUAUCUGACUCCCAUGAAUCCAAAGCCUGUAAUUGGCUGAGUCUAUGUUUACACAUGAACGCAUGUACCUUGAACACAUAAAAAGUAUAUUUGACAUAUAUAUGUACUCUUAGUGUUAAGCUGUAUGUGGUGGCACAAAGUAUAUUAGGUGAGCUUGUAUAGUGUGAUAAAUGUGGCUAGAGGACCAAAAGGUCACACCGUCUAGUAUUCAAAGGUGUAAGAGUUUUUUUUAAACUUCUGCUCUUGUUCAACAUAUUUCUGCUGCUGUCUGUCUCUCAGGAUUUGGAUCAUUUGGGCUUUAACGCCUGUGAAGCCACAUUCAAGGACCAUUAAAGCUGCUCCGGUUGUUCGGGGCGCUGUCUGCAGCAAUGAAAAUGAUCAAAUAGCUUUGAAGCUGCUUUCUUAAGUAAUGGCAACACACCAUACAGCUUACUACAUCCCUAAGUAGGAGAGAAGUCACAAAAGUUUUCUUGAAGCUUAAAAUAAUAUUUAUAAAAUAACCGAACAGGAGAAAAGCUCUAGGCAGAUAGGCUUUGACAUACAACCACUACAUAGAUUUGUCUUUUUAGAUUAUAUUAUAAAACGCAAAUAGAACAUAGAUACACUAAAGCUGCAUAACCCCUCUAGAUUUGCUGUAAAAUCUGCAAAAUGUGCAUUUGGAUUUGCAUCAAAAUACACUGUGACAAACAAUAACAAUGAGAGUGCAGUAGAUAUAGAGGUAAACAACUUUGCAAUGUUCUUUUAUCUAUAUAACAUAACAUUUUACAGUAACAACUUACCAAACAGCAUAUACAACACAUGCAUUAGUAUACUUAUUGUCUAAAAGGAGAAUCAUCUGACAAAAACACGAAUAUUUCUGCAACAUCUUUAACAACACCUGAAAAUAACACACAACAAUUUUUAUUGUCAUUAUUUUCUUUGUUUUUUUUUUACCAUUAGGGUAAUUCAAUGUCUCAACAAAUGUAUCAUCACUGGGAAUUUACAUUUUUCACACUGGAUAUCUCAGUUUGGAAUGACAGUCUUCAGAUAGAUUCUCAAAUUUAAAUUACUUUUUAGUAUUUGAAUUAAGCGUUUACAUGAGCCUCUGAAGAAACACCAAAUGAUUGAGUGUUUACAGUUUUGGAGUAAUCUGGAGUAAUAGAGCCAGUGCUCUACAGGCAGGUUGGUGACGGUGAAAUUAAAUAUUUAAAGAUUUUACGUGUGUCUGUCUUGUCUUGGUUAUGAUAUCUGUCUCAUUCAGACAUACAGUGCCCACCUGACUUUGUAUAGAGUUUUAUAAACUCUCCAUGAAGCCGUCAUGGACCCUCUGUACAUUGUUAAUAGACGCUCUGUGAUUGUGGAGCUGCUGACUCUGUUCUCAGUGCUGCUGGUCUUUUCUUUCUGGUCGUAUAAGACUAUACUAGCUCAUAUUCUUUCUCUUUAGAUAUCAUAUUGGUUUUUCUUCGUGUCUGUGGUGCUUUGUGCUGUGAUACGCCUUUAUGACGCCAACAAUGCUUUUAUCUUUUUCUAUUUCUCUUGUAAUAAAAAAGCUUUUUCAUGCAGUA